AUGCGCCACCAACCCCCACGCCCACCCACCAGGCCCACGAGCCACUGCCGCAGCCCCCUAACUGACACGGCACACCGCGGGACCCCACGGCCCACUAAGCCCAGGGCAGGGCAGGAUCCCCACCCGGAGCAGUUCUGCUUUAACCACGGCUUUUUUAUCCUUACCUUCCAGGUAAGCGAUGAACAAGAAAUCUCUUUAAUUUCCACACAAAAACCCAGAGAGGAAGCAAGAUUUUCCAUGAUAUCUGCCUGCUUCAAUUUUGUCAAUUCUAUCAUUGGAUCUGGUGUUAUAGGUUUACCGUAUGCAUUAAAUGAAGCAGGGCUCCCUUGUGGUCUUUUGCUCCUGAUCUUUGUGGCAUAUAUCACAGACUAUACAAUCAUCUUACUCAUCAAAGGAGGCAAUCUGUCAGGGGCCAACAGCUAUCAGGCGCUAGUCCAAAACACCUUUGGAUUUCCAGGAUUACUCAUUUUAUCAGCACUGCAGUUCCUCUAUCCGUUCAUUGCUAUGAUCAGCUACAACAUUACAACAGGUGACACACUGACCAAAGUGUUUCAGAGAAUUCCUGGAGUUGGACCAGAUCACAUAGUUGCCAACCGCCAUUUUGUCAUCGUGAUAUCUACAGUCUUAUGCACGUUGCCUCUCUCACUUUAUCGAAAUAUAGAGAAACUUGGCAAGGUUUCAGUCAUGUCAAUAGUACUGACUGUUGUCAUUCUUGUUAUUGUAAUCAUCAGAGCAGCAACUUUAGGACCUGAAAUUUCCCCGACGGAGGACGCUUGGCUUUUUGCAAAGUGGAAUGCGGCUCAGGCAGUCGGUGUCAUGUCUUUUGCCUUUAUUUGCCACCACAACAGCUUUCUGAUCUACGGCUCUCUGGAGCAACCCACACUCACCAACUGGACGCGGGUCACUCACAUCUCUGUUGGCUCAGCGCUAAUAAUCAGCGCCGUGUUUGCGUUGGCAGGCUAUGUCACCUUUACGGGAUACACUCAAGGAGACAUAUUUGAGAAUUACUGCAAAGAUGAUAAUUUGGCAACAUUUGCUCGCUUCUGUUUUGGCCUCAGCAUCAUAACAACUUUUCCACUAGAGUGUUUUGUCACUCGAGAGGUGAUUUCGAAUUCCAUUUGCGGUCGGGAACUUUCCAAACUGGAGCACAUGUUUAUAACUACGAUCAUAGUUGGAGUUUGUACAGCGAUAUCCUUGGCUUAUGACUGUCUGGGAAUUGUUUUGGAGUUGAAUGGUGUUCUGAGCGCCACCCCUCUUAUAUUCAUCCUCCCAGCUGCAUGCUUCCUCAAACUCUCCUCCGGACGCUGGUACCACCGUGAAAACUUGAUGCCCACCUUCUUGAUUGUCCUCGGAGUGUUGGUCAUGAUCACUGGCUUGACCAUGACAGGCCUCAACCCUCAAGACUGCUCACAUGGAAUGGAGUUGUUCUACUGUGCGGAUGCCAAUGUUUCUACUACUGCACCACCUGUAUGA
Molecule: messenger RNA, 1473 nt
Organism: Nerophis lumbriciformis (worm pipefish)
Lineage: Eukaryota; Metazoa; Chordata; Actinopteri; Syngnathiformes; Syngnathidae
Source: RefSeq, a predicted model, not a curated record